ACACGAAAAAUGCCCCUGACUGCCAGUGCCAUGGACUUUUUUCAACUCUUUGUCCCUGACAACGUACUAAAGAAUAUGGUGGUCCAAACCAACAUGUAUGCCAAGAAGUACCAGGAGAGGUUCGGUAGUGAUGAUGCCUGGAUUGAUGUCACCUUGACGGAAAUGAAGGCCUUCUUAGGCUACAUGAUAUCAACCAGCAUCCACCACUGUGAGUCCGUUCUCAGCAUCUGGAGCAGCGGUUUCUACAGCAACAAGAGCAUUGCACUUAUCAUGACACAAUCACGGUUUGAGAAGAUCCUGAAGUACUUCCACAUUGUGGCCUUCCGCUCAAGCCAGACAACACAUGGCCUCUACAAAAUCCAGCCUUUUCUGGACUCUCUGCAGAAUGGCUUUGACUCAGCUUUUAGACCUUCGCAAGCCCAGGUACUACAUGAGCCCCUGAUUGACGAGGAUCCCGUUUUCAUUGCCACGUGCACGGAGAGGGAGCUGCGCAAGAGGAAAAAGAGGAAAUUCAGUCUCUGGGUUCGGCAGUGCUCAUCCACUGGUUUCAUCUGCCAGAUUUAUGUCCAUCUCAAAGAAGGGAGUGGUGCUGAUGGGCUGGAUGCUUUGAAGAACAAACCACAGCUCCACAGUAUGGUGGCCAAAAGCCUUUGUCAGAACGCCUCUGGGAAGAACUACAUCAUCUUCACUGGCCCGAGCAUUACCAGCCUGAAUCUCUUCGAAGAAUUUGAGAAGCAAGAGAUCUACUGCUGUGGGUUGCUGAGUGCCAGGAAGAGUGACUGCACAGGCCUACCUCCAUCCAUGCUGAACAACCCUGAAACUCCCCAGUCCAGAGGACAGUACAGAAUAAGAAUGAAGGGAAACAUGUCCUUGAUCUGCUGGUACAAUAAAGGGCACUUUCGUUUUCUGACCAAUGCCUAUUCACCGCUUCAACAAGGAGUUAUAAUUAAGAGAAAAAGUGGAGAAAUUCCAUGCCCAUUGGCGGUUGAAGCAUUUGCUGCUCACCUUAGCUAUAUCUGCAAAUAUGAUGACAAAUACAGCAAGUAUUUCAUUUCUCACAAACCAAACAAGACCUGGCAACAAGUAUUCUGGUUUGCCAUCAGCAUCGCUAUAAACAAUGCCUACAUCCUCUACAAAAUGUCAGAGGCCUACCAUGUGACAAGGUAUAGCCGCGCACAGUUUGGUGAAAGACUUGUAAAGGAGCUCCUGGGCUUGGAAGACACCUCACCCUCCCAUUGAUGCAUUGUUCUUGGUGGCGUAGGCGGGGGGUGGAGGGUAAGCAGAAGAAGAUACCACACGUGGAACGGCAAAGCAAGGAACUUGUGACACCACCAGUGCUGUCCUUAUCCAAAAAUGCCAAGUGAUGCCGGUAGAGAGGUGGAAACUUUGUUCCUAGUAGCAGCUGGAUGUAAACAUGUCCUGCAGAACGUGCCACUGGAAAAGCUGACACAAAAUUGCAUAUGUGAAUGCCCUGUGGGAAUCUGUACGCCAGAAACAGACUUAAAUUAGUCAUCAUCUCAAUACUAUUGUUGAACAGGGUCAUGUUGUAAAGUUCCUCUUGGGCUAAGAGCUUGUCAUAAGCUGACAUGGCUCAGCAGUCCUAGGUGGGCAUUACAGAAAACUCUAUACCUUACUUGGAGUUAUUCAAUUCUGGGACAAGCAACGUAAGUCUGCACCAUGGGCUGUGAUUGAGAGUGCCUGCCAUCCUGUAAGGCAUCGCUGCUGUCCUCCCAGUGUGCUAAACAAAGCAGUUCAGAUACACGAACACUGAAGCAAGCGUACUGACAAACAAAACCUUCACAGGCAGGCAGCCAGGAACUGAGGACCAGUCAAGAUUUUUGCUUUCUGUCUUUUUUUUCUUUCUUUGUUUUUUUAAUUAAUGUAAUGUAAGACAAUUUGAUCCCAAUUAGAACACAGCCAAAUUAGGGGAAACCAAAUACAUUAGUGAAUUUAAAACAGAAAUACAUUACAUUGAUUUUCUUUUUUAACCAGGAUGAAACAUUUUAUACACAAACAAACAGUGAGUAAUACUGUAAGUAUUAACAGUGAGUAGAACCAGUAAGUAAUACUGCCUCGCAUCUUAACUGCCACAGUCAGUGUACAGGUGAGAAAUCAGAAUAUAACAAUUAUAUUUUUUCUUUAUUUCAACUGUAUUUUAAACGUUGCUUAAAAAUCUAAUGUAAUGGACUGUUAAGUUUUUAGGAACAACAAUUUCUUUCUUUUCUUUUGUAACUGUCAAGACCUUUUUGGUCCAUUUUAGAACUUAAUUUGGCACACAGUUGGCAGGAAAAAAAUAAGUCACUAAUAGCAGUAUGUUUCCCAUUAUCACUGCGGGCUGUUCUGUAGGAAUUCUUCUUGUUAGAAUUCAGGGCUUGUCACAGUAGCUGUAAUUAAGCAGAUGACAUGUUUAGCAAAAUAACAUAGCAUUGUGUUUUACAAAAAGAACGAAGUCCAGUUGCAACCAGACCUUAAACCUCACUAAAACAGAGCAAGCCCAAAGAGUUCUCCUGUUCUGAGUAACACUGUAGAGGACAACCAUCGUCAUGAACUGGUGCCCAUGGCUGAAACACUACAUUUUGGUGCUGGUGGAAUCUGAAGGCCGCUGAAGCUUUGGAAAAUAAUGCCGAGAGAGAGAGGUAUGAUUGAAACAAGGGAGAAUUGAUACUGAGGUAAAAUACUGCCCUGCCCUCUACACAUUACUGAUUUCAGUCCACAACUCGAUCAGCAAAAAACUCUGUGUUCUAAAGGUUAGCAGUGAUGGACACAAACAGAAUUGCAUUAACUUACAGGGCAGAAACGGUGUUGCUUAGAGGACCAGGUGGUUUUAGGUCCCCAAGCCUGAAAGGUUUUACCAAAGAAUGACUUGGGUUGAUUCAAGAGGAAGGGAGUGAUUGACUGAUUUCUUUAUCAGUGUAAACCUCACCAGGUUUGUAUCUAUGUAUCUAUCUGGCAAGAGACAAUAGAGGGUAACCAACAUGAAUUUGAGAACUCCCCAGAUUUCAUCACUAUGUGAUGUGCAAAUGCAUAGCAUGUAAAUCAUAACAGAGGAAGAAUCCAGCAAGGGUUAGUAAAUUACUGACUAGCCCAAAGAGCAUCCUUGCACUGACAUCUUUCUAUUUCCACCAAAG
Molecule: messenger RNA, 3128 nt
Organism: Pygoscelis adeliae (Adelie penguin)
Lineage: Eukaryota; Metazoa; Chordata; Aves; Sphenisciformes; Spheniscidae
Gene: PGBD5
Product: piggyBac transposable element derived 5
Exons: 6
Coding region: 10-1239 (409 amino acids)
Biological process (GO): non-replicative DNA transposition
Cellular component (GO): nucleus
Molecular function (GO): transposase activity
Source: RefSeq, a predicted model, not a curated record